Salvia miltiorrhiza (redroot sage) is the source of this 1089-nucleotide messenger RNA. Its product is annotated as dehydrodolichyl diphosphate synthase 6-like. The record is from RefSeq and is a predicted model, not a curated record. Bases 168 to 1016 code for a protein of 282 amino acids. Lineage: Eukaryota; Viridiplantae; Streptophyta; Magnoliopsida; Lamiales; Lamiaceae. The transcript has 3 exons. Gene Ontology annotation, cellular component: endoplasmic reticulum. Gene Ontology annotation, biological process: polyprenol biosynthetic process.
UUCUCACCUGUUUUCCCCUAUAAAGAUGAGCCUAAUUUCUCACCGAGAAUCAGCAAUCGGUCUUCCUAAAUUCUUUUCCUCUUUUUAAACAACCAUUGUUGAGCAGUGUUGCAAAAUUCUUGAACAAGGUUGUGCUUCCUUUCACUUCAAAAGAAGCAGAAAUAGAAAUGGAGAGCAGCAGGAGCAACAACAUUGUUGUGAAGGUGUUUGGGAGUUCAGUGAGCUACAUGAGGAGAUGGCUGUUCCGGGCGCUGUCAGUGGGGGCGAUCCCAAGGCACGUGGCGUUCAUCCUGGACGGGAACAGGAGGUACGCCAGGAAAUGGAACUUGGGGGAGGGGAUGGGCCACAGGGCCGGCUUCCUCUCCCUCAUGACCCUCAUGAAGUACUGCUACGAGCUGGGAGUCAAGUAUGUCACCAUCUACGCCUUCAGCAUAGACAACUUCAAGAGGAAGCCCGAGGAGGUGCAGUACGUCAUGGACUUGAUGCUCGAGAAGAUUGAAGGUCUGCUCAAGGAGGAGAGCAUUGUCAACCAGUAUGGAGUCCGAGUGGAGUUUGUUGGGAAUCUCAAGCUUCUAAGUGACCCCGUUCGCCUUGCUGCUGAGAGGGCCAUGGAACUCACUGCUAAGAACAGUAGAGCCAUUCUGUUGAUUGCUGUUGCCUACACUUCCACUGACGAGAUAGCCCACGCUGCUCAACAAUCCUGCCUUGACAAGAUUCAGACGAGGAGUGGUUUUUGUUUUGGUUUUGCCAAAGCUGAUGAUGAUGCCAUUACCAUAAGGCUUGGUGAUGUGGAGAGCCAUAUGUACAUGGGAGUUGCGCCUGAUCCGGAUAUACUGGUCAGGACUUCAGGGGAGACGCGCCUCAGCAACUUUCUGCUCUGGCAGACCUCCAAUUCCCUGCUCUACUCGCCUAGGGCGCUCUGGCCGGAGAUGGGGCUGCGCCACCUUGUGUGGAUUGUCUUGAAUUUUCAGAGAGUUCAGCCUUACCUAGAGAGGAGGAGGAAGCUGCUCUCCUGAUAUAUACCAGUACUUAUCUUUGAAUGUUUGUUCAUAUUUUCCAGUUCAAUAAUAAGUUGUUGUUUGCAUAUAA